Penaeus chinensis is the source of this 1503-nucleotide messenger RNA. RefSeq lists its product as uncharacterized. NCBI's taxonomy places the organism in Eukaryota, Metazoa, Arthropoda, Malacostraca, Decapoda, Penaeidae. The coding region runs from base 154 to 1503 and encodes 449 amino acids. The transcript is spliced from 5 exons. The record is from RefSeq and is a predicted model, not a curated record.
GUGGCCAGGGGUGUGUAAGCGGACGCGUCACUCUCCGCCCGGCUGAGGAGGAGCAUUUUCUCACGCUCGCUCUCGGCUCGGGGACCGCUCGCUCGCCCCGCACUCUCGCUGGCCUCUCGUCUCCCGCACGCUCGUGUUGGCUUCGAGGGCGAGAUGGGCGAGACGAUGGCCAUCUCGAAGAACAAGAGCCACCAGGACUACGACGAGCUCGUGUACCAGCAAGGGGCGUGGCGGCGGCCCGAGAGCAUGCUGCCGGCCCGCAGGACGAAGCCCCGGCCCGGGCCAGGGCAUCAGGGGCAAGCAUCGGGACCCGAGGACACGCCCAGGUCGAGGGACGCGCAGGGAGCCUUCGCAGGACACACCAAUCUCGCCAUGGAGCACAGUAACGGCGCCGACGGACGCGGCAGGGUCACCGUGAGCCACAUAAACGUCCCGACGGGGUACGCGAACGUCCCGUCGGCCCUGGGCAACGUUACAGCGAGCCAUGGCAAAGGACCCGUGAGCUACGCCAGCCCCAGAGGCCCCGCGGCCAUCCCUGACGUCCACAGAGGAGCCGCGGCGGGGGCGGGCGACGCCGGCAGAGGGCGUCCGCGGCACCAUCCCGCCGCCACCGCCACCGCGAGCGGAGGGCGCAGCAGGCUCAACGUGUACGAGUUCCUGAAGGAGGACCGCGAGUACCCGGCGUGGGGCGUGCCGGAAGAGGAACACGAGUCCCAUCAGUUGCAGGCCCCGAUGUUGGCCGGGAGCGAGGACGACUCGAACCGGCGCCGGCCCUUCGAGUUUUUCACGAGCAUCUUCAAGCGACGGCGAGACCAGGAGGCGGUCGACGAGGAACCAACCCCGCCGGACAUAACGCUGCACGUUCUAUUCGAGGAAGUUCUAAUAAAUCCUAGUGACUUCGAUGAAGUUCUAGUAAAUCCCAGUAGAUUCGAGGAAGUUCUAGGAAAUCCCAGUAGAUUCGAGGAAGUUCUAGUAAAUCCCAGUAGAUUCGAGGAAGUUCUAGUAAAUCCCAGUGACUUCGAUGAAGUUCUAGUAAAUCCCAGUGACUUCGAUGAAGUUCUAGUAAAUCCCAGUGACUUCGAGGAAGGUCUAGUAAAUCCCAGUGACUUCGAUGAAGUUCUAGUAAAUCCUAGUGACUUCGAUGAAGUUCUAGUAAAUCCCAGUGACUUCGAGGAAGGUCUAGUAAAUCCCAGUGACUUCGAUGAAGUUCUAGUAAAUCCUAGUGACUUCGAUGAAGUUCUAGCAAAUCCCAAUGACUUCGAUGAAGUUCUAGUAAAUCCCAGUGACUUCGAGGAAGUUCUAGUAAAUCCCAGUGACUUCGAGGAAGGUCUUGUAAAUCCCAGUGACUUCGAGGAAGUUCUAGCAAAUCCCAGUGACUUAGAGGAAGUUCUAGUAAAUCCCAGUGACUUAGAGGAACUUCUAGUAAAUCCCAGUGACUUAGAUGAACUUCUAGUAAAUCCCAGUGACUUAGAGGAACUUCUAGUAAAUCCCGGUAAAUUCUAG